Messenger RNA from Paramuricea clavata, 375 nucleotides. Lineage: Eukaryota; Metazoa; Cnidaria; Anthozoa; Malacalcyonacea; Plexauridae. The record is from the annotation of a GenBank genome assembly.
AUGGUUCCUCACUCUGAGGACAAGGUUCUUCACACUGAGGACAAGGUUCCUCACUCUGAGGAAAACGUUCCUCACACUGAGGACAAGGCUCCUCACUCUGAGGACAAGGCUCCUCACUCUGAGGACAAGGUUCCUCACUCUGAGGACAAGGGUCCUCACACUGAGGACAAGGUUCCUCACUCUGAGGACAAUGUUGCUCACUCUGAGGACAAGGUUCCUCACUCUGAGGACAAGGUUCCUCACUCUGAGGACAAGGUUCCUCACUCUGAGGACAAGGUUCCUCACUCUGAGGACAAGGUUCUUCACUCUGAGGACAAGGUACCUCACACUGUGGACGAGGUUCCUCACUCUGAGGACAAGGUUCCUCACUCUUAG